This is a messenger RNA of Poeciliopsis prolifica (blackstripe livebearer), 653 nucleotides long. Its product is annotated as tropomyosin beta chain-like. The record is from RefSeq and is a predicted model, not a curated record. Bases 72 to 653 code for a protein of 193 amino acids. NCBI's taxonomy places the organism in Eukaryota, Metazoa, Chordata, Actinopteri, Cyprinodontiformes, Poeciliidae. The transcript is spliced from 13 exons.
UUUGUGUUUUCUACGUGUCGACGGCACCGACAGACUGAUGUAGACGGACAGUUCAGAACAGAGAAGUCAAAAUGUGGAACUGUUUGUGUAAGAAAAAGUCAAAAAAGUCAAAAAAGUCGACAGAUGAGGAAGAGAGAAGACUUAGGUCUUGUGAAGAUGAACUUCAGCAGACAAAAGACGCCCUUGAACAAAAACAAAAGGAGCUUGAAUCAGCCAAUCAGAGGUUGACUGAGACAGAAACAUCUUAUAAAAAUGAGCUCCAGAAGAUGAGAUCUGAACUUAAACAAAUAAAAGAUGAACUGAAGUCAGCCAAUCAAAGACUGACUGAAAUGAAGACAUCACAUGAGAAGGAGCCUCUUGAGAUUAGGUUGAUUGAAGCAAAGAUUUCUGAUGAAAAUGAUCUUCAAAGUACAAGGCUUGUCAGAAAAGAAGAGGAAGUACAGCUAAUGUCAGCCAUUCAAAGUCCCACUACUGAAAAUAUCUCUCUGGAAGCAGAUCUUUAUGAUGUGAGAUCUGAUCUAAAACAGAAUGAAGAAAAGCUGAUAUCAGUCAAUGAAAGGCUGAACAAUGAGCUCCAGACAGUGAGAUCUGCACUCAAAAAUAAAGAAGAAGAACUAGAAUCAGUUAAAAGGUUUGUUCACACAACAACAUAA